CAAGAAUAUAAUUCAAUAGGUAUUUUACAUCGUCUUUUGUUGGUUGUGUGACCCAUAUAGUUUUAUGACGUCAGUCAAAGUAAGAACUUAUUUUUGUUCUGUUAAACGAUGUGGGUAUAGUUGGUAUAUCGUAGUGAUUUAAUGCAUUGAAAUAAAGGUUAUAAGUGCAUAAAUGUUUUACAAAGCAACAAUAAAGCCACAACAUAUAUGAUUCCAUUUCUACACAGUGUACAUACAGCCUUAUAUACACGUUUCUCAUGGUAUGAGCAGAGCAAAGUGAAGCACAGUGAAAACAAAGCAAAGAAUAGCGAGGUAUGAUAAAGCACACUGAUGAUCAUGGCACACCGGGGUACACCAGGAUAAAUGCAUCUAAAACUGCAAAAAAAAAAAAAAAAAAAAAAAAAAAAAAAACAUACCUUGGUAAACUUUUAUGAGGACAAUAGCCUAGCAAUCCUCAAUGCAGCUUCUGUUUUAUUUAUUUUGGUAUUUGUGUAUUUAUUUAUUGUGAAUACUAAACACUGUGAAUGCCGUCUACAGUAUUUUUAAAUUCAUAUCCUAAAUGAAUCGCACGAUGUGCAGGCACACUAAGAACCCGUGCUGUUCUAGAGCGCGUUGAAUUUCUGUAUGGGCGCGGGCGGGCGUUGGGACCCAGUGGUGGCGGCGGCACGUCAGCUCUGUUAUACCUCUCGAAAGAUGCAUUUUUGGUCAUCAAGCUAUUGCAUAUCAUUUAACAGCUGCAGGUGAGGUGGGCAGCUCGCGGUGCCCUUCUUUGUUAGACCGACAACUUCUGCGAGUUCCAAUGUGGAGCACGAGGAGGAGUGGCAAGCGCAUCUCACACCAAGACAUCUCUCCCUCCGCGUCCACUCUGCUCAGCGAAACAACAGAGGCAAAGGAGCAGUCAACGUUUUUUGUCCAGUUUCUCGAGAAGCGCGUUUCAGUUUAUCUGACACGCAGCAAGACCUUCUUGAGAGUGAAAUGCUACAGACGCUUCUUGUAUAAGGAAGGACAUUUCUACAGCUCAAGGAGCAGGACUGUUUAAUCACUUGGAUCGGUGGAGCUCUCUGUUGCGUGCGGACCACAGAUAAAUCCCAUCGUGUUUGGAUUAUACAUUAAUUUAAAAAUAAGAAACCAGGUUUUUAUCCAAUAACAUUUUACUACGGUAAAAUAAAAGCGACUCGGGAGAACAGCUUGUAGUUUAGCGGCUGUUACAGAGAGCGCAUUUGGGCGUUUUGAACGCUUUCUCUUCGCAUUACGCAGCCUGCAUUCGUCUUGCUGGAGAUCUUUGAUGCAAGAUGUUUGGUUUGAGUAGAGUUCAGGGGUCUUCACGGAUCCUCGGCAAGCCGGCGCUGGCCCCCGGGGGCUCGGGAUUAAAGCAGCUCAAUAAGAAAGGGGCAUCUUCCUCGGAUGGGUCCAAUGCCACCUCCCGGCUAUAUUUCGCUUUUAUUUUACUUCUCCUGACGCUAACGCCCAUGGCGGACUCGUCUUGGUGGUAUAUCGGAGCUCUGGGAGCGCGGGUGAUCUGUGAUAACAUCCCGGGGCUGGUGAACAAGCAGAGGCAGCUGUGCCAGAAGCACCCAGACAUCAUGCAGUCGAUCGGGGAGGGGGCGAAGGAGUGGAUCCGCGAGUGUCAGCACCAGUUCCGCCAUCACCGCUGGAACUGCAGCACCCUGGAGCGAGACCACACCGUGUUCGGCAGGGUCAUGCUGCGCAGCAGUCGGGAGGCAGCGUUUGUGUACGCCAUCUCCUCAGCCGGGGUCGUGUACGCAAUCACGAGGGCCUGCAGCCAGGGGGAGCUGAAGUCCUGCAGCUGCGACCCCCACAAGCGAGGCCGGGCCCGCGACGACAGGGGGGAAUUCGACUGGGGCGGCUGCAGCGACAACGUCAACUACGGCAUCAAGUUCGCCAAGGCCUUCGUGGACGCCAAGGAGAAGAAAGUGAAGGACGCGCGCGCUCUCAUGAAUCUGCACAACAACAGAUGUGGGAGGAGUGCGGUGAAGCGUUUUAUGAAGCUGGAGUGCAAGUGUCAUGGAGUCAGCGGGUCUUGUACACUGAGGACUUGCUGGUUGGCUAUGUCAGACUUCAGAAAGACAGGAGACUUCCUGCGGAAAAAGUACAAUGGGGCCAUCCAGGUGACUAUGAACCAGGACGGGACCGGCUUUACUGUGGCAAACAAGAACUUCAGGAAGCCCACCAAGAACGACCUGGUGUAUUUUGAGAACUCUCCUGAUUACUGCCUCAUGGACAAAGCAGCAGGGUCGCUGGGAACAGCAGGGAGAGUUUGCAACAAGGCGUCGAGGGGGACGGACGGCUGUGAGGUCAUGUGCUGUGGGCGGGGCUAUGACACCACCAGGGUGACGCACACCACCAAGUGUGAAUGCAAGUUCCAGUGGUGCUGCGCCGUCAAGUGCAAAGACUGCGAGGAGACCGUGGACGUGCACACCUGCAAGGCAUCGAAGCGGGCAGAGUGGGUGGACCAGACCUGAGAAAGCUCGUCCGCCCCUUCAUCGGGAUAUCGCUUCAGGCUACGGCAUUCUGGGAGUUGUAGUUCCAUUGCAUGGCUUUUAUUUAACUAAUGCGGCAAAGCACUAAAAGAGAACUACUUUUCCCAGAAGACAUUGUGGAUCCUUGCACAUGCUCAGUAAAUCUCUUAUUAUCCCUUCUGAAUGGGGAACUUGCAAUAUGUGCUUAAACUGUGAACUGCCCUAUUUUUUUGCAUUGUGUUUUUCUUUUAAAGUGGGACAGUGCAACUGCUCAUAAAAAUAAUUUUUUUUUAUGAUACUUUUUUUUUUUACGACUUCAGAACGAGAAAGAACUAUAUUAUUCUUGAAAAUAUUGGGUACGGCGAAUAUUUUUAUAAUGCUUUUAUUUAUGCUAUUUUUUGGAGACCACUGGUGUGGACCGAAAAAGGCUUUUAGUAACAAUAUGAUCUCGUUUUUAAUGAAUGGCUAGUGCUGAAUUAAAAGAAUCUGUGUAGAAAACUUCAUUGUUAUAUUUCCAAUUUCUGGUCGCAGAACAUCAUGUACAACACAAUUCAAGCUCUUGGGUAGCCUGUCCAUCGCUUUGGCGUCUGUUGGAUUCUCAGAUUAAGAAACCCCAGGUCGGGCUCUGAAUAGCAGCUCCUCAAAACCUGAACCUGAUACUAUUCCAACCCCUCCACUGACUCUCCAAGCUUCAGGCUGCUAGAACCCAACGAGGCCCUCGUGGGGAAGCAAAGCCUCUUGUGACUCCCAAUUCCCCCGUUUCUCGUUUGAAGAGCUGCACUAAGGAUGUAAAGAAAGAGCAAAACAAAACAAAAAAUUAAAAGCAGCUGUUGUGAUAACUCUGCAGUGCGUACAGGACUCUCCCAACAGCUCUGUCUGGAUCAGAGACCCCAAACCUCGUCCCACAACCUGGGAAGCUGAAGAUUAGUUCAGCAAGGGCUUUGUGAACCUAGAUUUCUGUGUUACAACUUGCCUGUGGUUGUUGUGUAUACUGCUUUUGUUAUUUCAAAGAAACUUCAUAUAAACCUAUGAUAUUGGUCUGUUACUAGAAUCUCUGCUGUUUUCUGUUUUUUUUUUAAGAAUCGUGGGAUUAAGCAAUGUCUUCCUGUCCAGGCGUGGGUUAAAUCUCUUUGGGGUAUUCUUCCAGUGCAAGAAGGGCCACAGUCAUGGCAGAAAUAAUGUACAAUGUCUUUCCCAGGCGGGUUGCUCUCUUUCUGUUUCUGCAGACUCAGUCCUAUGGAGAAUGCAGCGUGUAAUGUGGUUUGACAUCAUCGCCCCCCCUUAGGAAGUUAUA
Molecule: messenger RNA, 3774 nt
Organism: Polyodon spathula (Mississippi paddlefish)
Lineage: Eukaryota; Metazoa; Chordata; Actinopteri; Acipenseriformes; Polyodontidae
Product: protein Wnt-2b-A-like
Exons: 5
Coding region: 1293-2483 (396 amino acids)
Biological process (GO): canonical Wnt signaling pathway; cell fate commitment; multicellular organism development
Cellular component (GO): extracellular region
Molecular function (GO): cytokine activity; frizzled binding
Source: RefSeq, a predicted model, not a curated record